CUCUCUCUCGCUCCCUCUCUCGGCUUACAGUAUACACCUAUCUAUCUUCCACGAGCAUCAGCAGUAUCUCCAUCAGUCUCCGCGAUACGGGCGCUACUACGGCGCAAAGCAUGGCACCUCUGCGCCCCGAAGAACCGCUCUCCGCCGCUGCGCACCUUUGCAUCUUUCUGUUGAUCGCCUCGGUCUGGAUGGCACUGCCGGGACCCGUGCGCUGUGACAGCGGGGCUUUAACUCGGCGCGCCGUGGAGGAUCGUACGGUUAACAUGGGCGGCGUAGAAAGCAGCUCCCCACUGGGCUUACAGACGGACGCGGACGAAGAAGAGAUCGGUGCGGGGAGUUCACGCCGGCUAAGGAGAGCGCUGUCCUGGGAUAAACAGAUGUCCCUGCUCAGCAGCUCCUUCGUGCUUAAAGGGGAUGCGACCCACAACCAGGCGAUGGUCCACUGGACAGGAGAGAACAGCAGCGUUAUCCUGAUCUUGACCAAGUACUACCACGCUGACUCCACCAAGGUCUUGGAGAGCUCUCUGUGGAGGUCCACUGACUAUGGCACAACCUACACCAAACUAAACCUGAUGCCAGGGACAACCAUUGUGGUGACAAGUUUCUACAUCUGCCCGACCAACAAGAAAAAGGUGGUUAUGGUUGGUUCAUCCAUAAACGAGCGAGAUCAGAUGUUGUUUAUCAGCACAGACGAAGGUUCCUCCUUCCAACGGCAGUCGAUCGCCUUCACACCAGACACGCUCAUCUUUCAUCCCAAGGAAGAAGACAAGCUGCUGGCCUACUGCAAGGACGGCAGGCUCUUUGCUUCAACGGAUUUGGGCUACAAGUGGACUUUACUUCAGGAGCGAGUGACCAAGGACAGGAUCUUCUGGUCUGUAGCUGAUGUGGAUGUGGAUCCUGAUCUGGUUCACAUGGAAAUGCAAGAUACAAGUGGAGGUUACCUGUACGUCACCUGUCUCAUCCAGAACUGCUCGGACAAACUGGUGACUGCUCAGUUCCUCGGUAAAAUCGACCACAACUCGCUGCUGGUGCAGGACGACUACAUAUUUGUUAAGGUCACCAUGGGAAAUCGAACCAAGCACUACGUGUCCUAUCGGCGGAAUGAGUUUGUCCAGAUGAAGUUUCCCAAGUAUGCCCUGCCAAAGGAUGUUCAGAUAGUGAGUACAGACGAGAACCAGGUCUUCCUCGCCCUCCAGGAGUGGUACCAGUCUGACACAUAUAACCUGUACCAGUCAGACCCCCAAGGUGUCUACUACUCCCUGGUCCUGGAAAACGUGCGCAGCACCAAGCAGCCAGAGGAGAACGUCCUCAUCGACAUUCUGGAGGUACGUGGAGUCAAAGGAGUUUUCCUGGCCAAUCAGAAGACAGAUGGAAAAGUGACGACUCUCAUCACUUAUGACAAAGGACGCAACUGGGAAGCCUUGACCCCACCUACCACCGACAUGAAUGGCAAACCAGUCAGCUGCAAAGUGCAGCCGGACUGCCACCUCCACCUCCAUCUGCGCUGGGCUGACAACCCCUAUGUGUCUGGGACUGUCCACACCAAAGACUCAGCUCCAGGUCUCAUUAUGGGUGCUGGUAACCUCGGCUCCAAGCUGGUAGAGUAUAAGGAGGAGAUGUACAUCACUUCAGACUGCGGGAAGACAUGGAGACAGGUUUUCGAAGAGGAACAUCACAUCCUGUAUCUGGACCACGGUGGGGUCAUUGUCGCCAUCAAGGACACCUCUAUUCCUCUCAAGAUACUCAAAUUUAGUAUUGAUGAAGGACGGACAUGGAGCGUCCACAACUUCACCACCACUUCUGUGUUCGUUGAUGGACUCCUUAGCGAGCCAGGCGAUGAGACCCUGGUUAUGACUGUGUUUGGCCACAUCAGCUACAGGUCAGACUGGGAACUUGUCAAAGUGGACUUCAGGCAAUCUUUCCCCCGUCAGUGCACAGAGUCUGACUAUGAGUCCUGGCAGCUCACAGACCUGCAGGGAGAGAAGUGCAUUAUGGGCCAGGAGCGGACUUUCAGGAAGAGGAAAGACACAGCAUUCUGUAUAAAAGGGAAAAGUUACACUUCAGCUCUCACCAGCAAGCCCUGCACGUGCACAGAGAAAGAUUUCAACUGUGACUAUGGCUUUGAGAGGUCCCAUGUGGAGAGCGAUCGCUGCUUUGCAGAUUUCUGGUAUGAUCCAGAUUCGCCACCUGAGGAUUGCCAUCUUGGACAGAACUAUAAGUCCAGUACUGGAUACAGGAAGGUGAUAUCUAACACAUGUGAAGGGGGGCUGAACAAGCAGCAGAGCUCCAAGCAGCACAGUUGCCCUCUGCUGCCCCCUAAAGGGCUACAGGUUGGCAUAAAAGGCCAAAUGCUGGCUGUGGCUCCUGGUGAUGACAUCACAUUCAUCGUCCAUCAGGAGCAGGGCGACACUAGUACCACCAAGUACCAGGUUGACCUGGGUGAUGGGGUUCGAGCCAUUUACCAGAACCUGACGGUGACGGAUGAGCCCAUCCAGCACCGCUAUGAAAAGCCAGGCGUGUACAAGGUGACGGUGAAGGCAGAGAACAUGGCAGGGCAUGACAAGGCCACCAUGUACAUCCAGGUGACAGCCCCCCUUCAGGAAGUGCAUCUGGAAGUGAUCCCCAUUGCUGGAAGAAACCAUGAAGUCAACAUGACGGCUGUCGUUCUUCCCACUGAAGCCAACAUGACUGUCUUUUAUUGGUGGAUAGGAGACAGCUUGCAGCCCACAAUGACCCUGCAGAACAGCCUUUUAACUCGAUUCCCAGAGACCGGAGAGAUUUCUGUCACCGUCCAGGUUUCCAACGGCCGAUCCAUGGUUCAGGACACACGGACCGUCAGAGUCUACAAUGACUUCCAGGUCAUCCCUUUAAGCUUCAGCAGAAACCUGGACCACUUCAAUCCAAACAUCCCAGAGUGGAGAGAUGACAUCGGCCAGGUGGUCAACAAAAUUCUGACUAAGAUCACAGGCAUACCUCUGGAGUCUCUGGUAACUGUGGUGAAACCAGGCCUUCCCACCCCUGCAGACCUAUAUGUCCUCCCACUGGACAGCAAACCAGACAAGAGGAGUGUCUUUGUAGAUAAGCAUAUUCCAGCCAUCGUGCAGGCUUUCAAUGACAAAAACGUCAGCUUCAUGGUCCGAGGCGGUCAGCGAGUGUUGGUGAUGCUAGCUGACCCAAAUGCAGGUCUAAUUGCUAAUGACUCAUCACCUUCAACAACAGAAAAUGGCUACCAUGGAGCAGCUGGAGGUCCGGGUGUUUGGGCUCUCGCUGUCAUUUUCCUAAUCAGCAUAAUUGCCACCGGCUCCUUCAUCCUUUACAAGUUCAAAAGUCCUUGGCUUAGGACUGAGGAUGCCUAUCCCCCACUGUUUUUCAGAAAGCUUCCUGGAAGCCGCAACGUCUACGCCCAGAUGCACAAUGAGAAGGAGCAGGAGAUGACCAGCCCCGUAAAUCACAGCGAAGACACGCAGCACAUCAUCCAAGGCGAGGAGUUCAUCGACGACGACCUGGACUCGCAGACUCUAGGUAACGCAGGAGGUAGCCCCGCCUUCCGAUCCCUUAUAAGGACUACCACUAACCACUGCUACUAAAACCCAAGCCACUAACACCAGCAGCUAACACACACCAAGGCAACCACUCAGGUGUGGUCCUGAGCAUCAACUCCAGAGAACUACACAGUUACCUGACCAGCUGAUGGCUGCCAUGGCAACGCUGAUGAGCUAGCCCAGCCUAGCCGAGCCAGCUAAUGAGCACAGGGACUCUGCCUUCUUCCUCCUCUUUUUUUUUUUUUUUCUGUCCCCACCCUCUCCUCUCCCUUGGACACUUCACCUCCACUCCAUGGCCUCCUCAACCCCUCAACUUUGUGUGAUUUGUACUUAACAUCACGGCAAGGUCCUUACUCUCUCUCUCUCUCUCUCUUCCCACCACACCACCAACACUGAUGUUAAUUGGUGUCUUGAUGGCUUAUCUGUGUCUGUAAGAAAAAUAACAUUAUGUGCACAAACAUUCUGCCACUUAACACUCCUAGAAUCAGCCAGGGAGAGCUGAACCGUCUAAACCAGCAGCUACUCAAGCUAGCUGCAGCCAAAGACGUGUUUCUGAGCACUAAAUGUGGACUGCACUAAGGUAGAGAAGUAAACUAAAGACAAGUGAGUUUUUAUUUUUUGUUUUAUUGUUUUUUUCCUUUUCUUCCCUAAAUGAUCGCUCAACCUCUCUCUCUUUAAAGGCAAUAAUAAUCUUAAUGGAAUGUACAAUAUAAGAAAAACCCUCGUGAAUAUGCAUAUGAUGAGAAUAUGCAUGCAAACACAAGGGCGGUGUUGCACUUUCUUAAAUUUCCAUUCUCCACUUCUAAGACACUGUAUGUACACACAUCUUUGUUCAUUUUCUCCAUAAUCCCAAUCCAUCCUUGAUUUUUUUGUUUGUUUUGUUUUGUUUUAAUGACCCAUUUUCAGUAGAUUGGUGUAAAAUGUUUAAAUCAGUGCCACCUCCAUCUGUCCCAUGGUGCCUGAAGCAGCAGAUCGUCAAUCUGCCCAGUGACACCACCAGUCGCCAUGUACGGUUACGUCUAAAAACACAACUUCCCUUUCUGCUCCUCCUCCUCCUCCUCACAGUUUCUGGGUGAGAGUGGACUCUGUCCUCAGGAGACAAAGGCUGCCGUCAUGGAGAGAAGGCGUAGCCCAUGUUUUCUGUAUCAGCCUAUAUUAGGCAAAAGCCCGCAGUGGAAUCGUGUCUCCUUUAAAAGUUUGCUUUGUAUGUAAAUGUGUAAAUAUGAGCAGUUAAUUCAACUUUGUACAUAUUUCCUGUUGACGUGUGUGAGUGUUUUACAUGGCUACCAAAACAGUGGUAUUGUUUUUGUUUUUUUUCUUCUUCUUCUUUCUGGAGUGAUACACGAGUUUCACCAGUUUAAUCUUCACUGUUUCACAUGUAUCUUUUUUCCUGUUUCGGUCUCAUUUAUCACAGUCUUCAUGUUAACUGGAAAUAAUUUCAUUGUCCUACAGAGACACUCACAGCUACUGUAUACAGCAAUGACUAUAUAUAUAUGGAUAUUUUUGAUACACAUGUCAGGUUUUUGCCAGUAUGUGUAAACACUGGUUAGUGUUUCUGUUGCCUUUUGCUGAAGUCUUUUUGUUUGUUUGAUUGCACUAAUGAUGUAAAAAAAAAAAAAAAAAAAAAAAAGUUGCCGUUGCCAAGUACCAGACGGCAGCCGAACAGUUCUGCAAAACUAGUCUCUGGAUGAAAGGCCUUAGAGACCAUCAGGACCAUUCUUUGGUUGGAUUGCAUUCAUUCAUUCUGGUUUACAACUUUAUUCAACUUUUGUACAUAUUGUGCUCAUGCUCAACUUGUUCUUAGUUUUGUAGUGCUGUGUCGUCAUUGUGUCAACACACCCUUCAACAGAGGAAUUUUUGGGGGAUUGUGAUAUUCUGAUGUUAAGGUUAAGGAGUUUCACAGAUGAUGACACUGACCGUGUGACUUGUACCACGCUGCUUUCCUUUGUUUUUGGUUUUGUUUGUUGUUUUUAUCUCUUUCUGCUGGUUUGUUUGAACUCUUGAUUUUGGCUAUUAAAAACAAUUGUGUCCUCUUCAGGAAGCAUAAUACACUGGACCUGCAUCCUGAAAUAAAUCACUCCCAUAACUUGUA
This is a messenger RNA of Melanotaenia boesemani (Boeseman's rainbowfish), 5634 nucleotides long. RefSeq names its product sortilin-related VPS10 domain containing receptor 2 (gene sorcs2). Gene Ontology annotation, cellular component: membrane. The record is from RefSeq and is a predicted model, not a curated record. Gene Ontology annotation, molecular function: protein binding. Bases 111 to 3587 code for a protein of 1158 amino acids. The transcript has 28 exons. Lineage: Eukaryota; Metazoa; Chordata; Actinopteri; Atheriniformes; Melanotaeniidae.